Phalacrocorax carbo (great cormorant) is the source of this 1359-nucleotide messenger RNA. The record is from RefSeq and is a predicted model, not a curated record. Lineage: Eukaryota; Metazoa; Chordata; Aves; Suliformes; Phalacrocoracidae.
UUCCGGCGCGCGAGGUUUGAAGGCGAUGGCGGGCGCGCUGUACUCGUCGCCGGGCUUGGUGGCGGAGCUGGACUCCUCGCUGUCCAUGCUGGAGCCGGGCGGCCGGGCGGCGGGGGGAGCGGGGGGGGGGGGGAGGAGGAGGAGGAGAGCAGCAGCGGGCGGACGCGGGGAACACGGACCUGCUGCCCAUGGUGUUCCUCUGCGCCGGCUGCAAGCGGCCGGUGGGCGACACGCUGAGCUGGGUGACCAACGAUGAGGAGGCGGGCUGCAUCCUGCUGCGCAGUGCGGCCGCCAGCGUCUCGGUGGAGCAGGAGCGGAAGCUCUCCAAGCGGCCCGGCGAGUGCGGAUGCAUGAUUGAAACAUUAUUCUGCUCUGGCUGUUCAAUGACACUUGGCAACAUCUAUAGGUGCACCCCAAAGCAUCUCGACUACAAGAGGGAUUUGUUCUGUUUCAGUGUUGACUCAAUUGAAAGUUACAUUCUAGGAUCCUCAGAAAAGCAAGCUCUUAUUGAUGAGGAACCUUUAACUCUUGAAAGUCGAGCUGUUUUGGAAGAGGUGCUACAAAGGGCAAACACUGUAUUAAAGGCUCUGGAGACAAGACUGAGUGCUGUUGAAUCACGUAUGGCUUCUCUUCACAAUAAAGUUUGAAAGAAAUUACUUGCAGGGACUUCAACUGCUGGAGAAUGAUGUAUGUGGAACUUGUCCUGUAAUCCUCUGGAAUCUGUGGGAACACUGCAAAAGCUGUGCAAAGAACUGAGAGACGGUGGCUCAUGCUCGGUAGAACAAUGCUGACUAUGAGUAGUCACCAUAGACAAGGAGUUCCUCUCCUUUCUGUCAAAAGGAUACCCCAGAAAGAAGUAGAAUCUUUUAAUCAAGUUUCUGUUGACUUUUGGUUUAUCUGUAAAUAUUUAUUUAAUUUUUUAUCUCUGAAAGCAAAGCAUUUAUUUCCUGACUUGUUGGCUAUUCAAUAUCUAUUGAACUGGGUGUGCUUCUCCUUCCUAAACCAAUUAAAAAAAAAAAAAUCCCUGUGAUGUCUGAAGGAACAAUAUAUGUAAUUUUUCUUGUCUCCACAGCCUUUGCUUGACCUGUGCUCAGAGACUGGAAUGGCACAAUAAUUCUGUGGGGCGGAUUUUUUUGUUUUGGUGGGUGGCUUUUUUUCAAGCUUAAGGCUAAAAUGUACUGUAAAGGAAGGCUUUAAAAGAAUUACAUAAAAUAGCUUUCAAUGCAGUAUUGAAGGUCACAUGUUUUAUAGCUUCAAGGGGAGGAAAACAAACAAGGCUGGUUGCAGCACACCUUUAAGCAAAGCUUGGUGUGUAUUUAAGCAAUGAAUUCAGAAUGCUAAUUAAAACACUUGUCAGUA